Aspergillus pseudoviridinutans is the source of this 1428-nucleotide messenger RNA. RefSeq lists its product as uncharacterized. Bases 1 to 1428 code for a protein of 475 amino acids. The transcript has 3 exons. The record is from RefSeq and is a predicted model, not a curated record. Gene Ontology annotation, biological process: carnitine biosynthetic process. Gene Ontology annotation, cellular component: mitochondrion. Gene Ontology annotation, molecular function: oxidoreductase activity. NCBI's taxonomy places the organism in Eukaryota, Fungi, Ascomycota, Eurotiomycetes, Eurotiales, Aspergillaceae.
AUGGAUGUCACACAGUGCGGUUUGGGGCCACAGAGACCGGAGUUUCGCUUGCCUUCUGACAUCGAUGGAGUCCGUCAAGACCUCUUCACCAAAGGCAUUGCUUUUGUCGAAGACUGUGAUGAAUCCUCCCUUGUGCAUCUGGGUAACCAACUUGGGGAGAUAGUUCGACCCCGAAAUGAGAAGACUCAUGGUAGUGGCAUAAGUCAUAUUCGAUUUGCACCGAACUUGACAGGGAAAGGAUACAGCUCCGAAGAGCUAUUUUUUCACACGGAUCGCAGUGGAUGGGAUGAGCCACCGCGAAUCCUGAUGUCCACUCUUAAAAGUAGAUCAGAAACCGGCGGCGAGUCUCUGCUGGCAGAUGGCUAUCAGGUGCUUGAGGUUCUCAAACAAGAGGACGAAGAGCUCUACGAUUUGAUCACGAACUCAAAGCACACCAGCUUCCGUUCUGAUGACGAAGUGUUCGUCCCCAGGGCCAUCUUCGACAGAAAAAAGGGUAUUCUUCGCUUCAGGUUCGACGAUAGCAUCCAGCUGUCUGCGUCCAUGGUAUCCCGCUUUUCCAAAUUGCAUGAUAUCAUUUAUGAGAAUGCCUUUGUUGUCUCACUACAGCCCGGCCAGGGAUAUAUCCUUGACAACCAUCGGUAUCUGCAUGGUCGAGCCUCCUUCUCCGGUUCUCGUGAGCUGCUGCGAGUCCUUGUAAAGCCUCACGCUCCUCGACGGGAAAUGGUUGUUUUGUUUGACAUCGAUGGAACCCUCUGCCGCUCGGAAGAGCUCAGCAUUGACGCGUACUUUUCCUGUGUCAGUGCAGUGGUGGGUAAAACCAUUACUCAUGCCAAUACCCCAGUGAACCUGCACGGACAAACAGACCUAAGCCUGCUCCAUGCCAUCCUUGAGUAUCACGGUGUGGAUGAUAAAUCCCUGCUUACGGAGAAAUUCUUCCAACUGCACCCACAGUAUCUGGAAGAAUCUAACGCAAGAGGCUUACCGGCCGUACCCUGUCCGGGCGCAAAGGAAAUCCUGGGCUGGCUCACGGAGUACCGGAACAAGCGUUAUCCCCCUUUUCACAUCGGCCUGCUAACAGGCAAUUCGCGCCCGAACGCUCUUCUCAAGCUUCGUGCAGCAGGAAUUGAUACCAGCAUGUUCGAUCUUGAGAUCUCCUCUUUUGGAGAUGUUCACCCUAACCGCCAAUCCUUGUUUCAAGACUCGUUCGCCAAGCUGCAAGCGUGGUAUGGUCUUGGGAUCAAUGCACACGAUAUCAUCAUUGUGGGUGACACUCCUCUCGACAUUGAAUGUGCCAAGCAGUCUGGUUGCUCGAUCAUUGCCGUUGCUACAGGAGGCUACAAGCUAGAUGACCUCGCCUUGCUCCAGCCUGACUUUUGCUGUAGCAGGUUGACUGAGGCCAAGGAUUUCUUGGCCCUGAAGUUCGCUUGA